Chrysemys picta bellii (western painted turtle) is the source of this 1049-nucleotide messenger RNA. Lineage: Eukaryota; Metazoa; Chordata; Testudines; Emydidae. The record is from RefSeq and is a predicted model, not a curated record.
AUGGUCUCGGACACUAUCCGCUGGUCACGGGACAUCUACACGGAGCACAUCACCGGCCACCGACAAUACCGGGAGGAGCAGGGUGGGGGCGCCGUGGGGGGUGCUGCGGCUCAGAGCUGCCCCAUCUCUCGCCCCCCCAGGAUCUCCAUCCCGGCCCUGCUGCCCCAAGGCCCCGCCAAGAAGUGGCUGGAGCAGCGCCGGGCCACCCUGCGCCCCUGGGGCACCUUCGCCGACCAGCGCCGGUUCGGGAAGCCCCGGAACUUCGGGGAGCUCUGCCAGCGCCUGGCGCGCAACGUGGAGUAUUUCCAGAGCAACUACGUCUUCGUCUUCCUGGGGCUCAUCCUCUACUGCCUGUGAGCCGGGGGGCAGGUGGACGGGGCCCGGGGGCAGGGGGGUGGGGCGGGUGGAUGGGGGCCCAGGAGGCUGCCCCCCGUUCUCUCUCUCUCCCCCCCAGGCCGGGAGCUCGGCACGGCUCACCAGUACGGCCUGGCCGGGGGUGUCUCCUUCCCCUUCUUCUGGCUGGCAGGGGCCGGAUCCGCCGUCUUCUGGGUGCUGGGUGCCACCCUGGUGGUGAUUGGCUCCCACGCUGCCUUCCAUGAGCUGGAGUCGGGGGAGGCUGAUGAGCUGCAGAUGGAGCCCGUGUGAUGGGGGUACAGGGACUCCCCUAGCAGCACCCCCAGGGGGCAGGGACCCCCCCACCAGCCCCCCUUCUGGCAGGACCCCCUGGGGGGCGGGACCCCCCCCAGAUCAUGGUUACUCUUUCCUGCCAUUUCUACCCAGCCUCACCGCCCCCCAGCUCCCUCCACCUCCCCCUUUCUGGGCUCCCCCCCCCUUGUCGACUUCCCACCUUAUGCCCCCAGCCCCCCCAAUCACCCCCCAUGUCCCCAUUGUAGGGGUCCUGCUCCGGACCAGGGUUCCCUGUUUCCUCCCACUGUCAAUUUGACCCUGGGCUUCCCACGCUGCUGGUUGGGCUGGGGUCGCUCCUGCCCCCCAUGUCCCCCCCCCCAUAUCUGUGUCUUUCCCCAUUAAAGGACAUGUGGAGGAGUGGA